AUGGAUAAAAAUGGAAUUAAUGUUUCUCAUCCUCAAUAUUAAGAAGAAUUGCCUAAAUUAUUUGUACAUAUUUAAAGUAUUGAAAAGGAAUGUGAUGAUUUAAUUAAUAGGAUGAAUAUAUAAAUGGAUUUACUUUAACAAGAGUUCUAUUUAUUAAUUGGGGGAAUAAUUUCGAAAUAUCAAAUAUCUAAACAGUAGUUCUUAAAUUUAAAUUCUUAAUAAAUGAAUUCUUACUUAGAAUAAAGUGUACAUUUUAGAUCAUUUGAAUUUAAAAUCAACUAAUUAUUAUAACAAUUCAAAAAUGAAUUCUAAUUCUAAAUAUAAAAGUUAUUGUAUGAAUUAUCAUUAUAUUUCAAUUGA
Paramecium primaurelia is the source of this 360-nucleotide messenger RNA. The record is from the annotation of a GenBank genome assembly. NCBI's taxonomy places the organism in Eukaryota, Ciliophora, Oligohymenophorea, Peniculida, Parameciidae.